Brachypodium distachyon (stiff brome) is the source of this 1443-nucleotide messenger RNA. RefSeq names its product remorin 4.1. Lineage: Eukaryota; Viridiplantae; Streptophyta; Magnoliopsida; Poales; Poaceae. The record is from RefSeq and is a predicted model, not a curated record. The coding region runs from base 192 to 1139 and encodes 315 amino acids. The transcript has 2 exons.
GUACACUACAGAUGGGUUGAAUUGAUACUGAUAAAACCUCGCCAUCACCCACGAAACCACACACACACUGACGCAAAAGGAAGAGAGAUUAAUCAGAGGAGGAGGACGGAGAGACGUGCACAGCUAGUUGCUCCCGGCCGUCCGUCGCAUGGUGCCGCCGCCGGCUCCGGCUCCGACGAGGUUAGAGGCUCAUGUUGCAUGAGCGGCAGCAGUACGCACCGCCGUCCGCGUCCGACGACGAAGGCGACGCCGCCGACGAUGCGCCAGGCGUCGUCAGGGACCAGCAGGACCAAGAAGAAGAAGACGAGCUCCUCCUCAUCACCGCCCCUUCCUCCUCCAGCGCGCUCGCCGUCCGCGACGUCGAGGUCCGCGACAUCCACCCUCUGACGACGCCGCCGACGCGCGCCGGGUCCGCCUACGCCGCCUCCACCGCCUGGGACACCGCCAGCAGCAGCCACCGCUCCGUCGCCUCCUCCGAGGGGCAGUUCAUGACGAUGAGCCGCGAGUUCACCGCCAUGGUCGCCGCGGGCGCCGGCGCCGGGGCCGGGGCCGGGGCCAACCAUAACAAUCCCAAUCCCAACCCGGGUGGCGCCGCCUACGACGCGCACGCCGACCCGCUGGCCAGCAUCGGGGAGGACGAGCUGGAGGAGGAGCACAACCCGCUGGCCAUCGUGCCCGACAGCGGCCGCCCCAUCGCCGCGGGCAGCAGCAGCAGGAGCAGCGGGAGGGGGGCGGCCAGGCUCGACCUGGAGGUCGUCCCUGCGGCGGCGGGCCCGCCCGUGGAGGCCAGACAGGUGAGGAAGGAGGAGGUGGAGACCAAGGUCACGGCGUGGCAGACGGCGGAGAUCGCCCAGAUCAACAACCGGUUCAAGAGGGAGGAGGUGGUCAUCAACGGCUGGGAGACGGAGCAGCUCGACAAGGCCUCUGCCUGGCUCAAGAAGAUCGAGAGGAAGCUGGACGAGCAGCGUGCCAAGGCGGUGGAGAAGACGCAGAACGACGUGGCGAAGGCGCGGCGCAAGGCGGAGGAGAGGAGGGCGUCGGCGGAGGCCAAGCGAGGCCUCAAGCUGGCCAAGGUGCUGGAGCUCGCCAACUUCAUGAAGGCCGUCGGCAGAGUGCCCACCAAGCGCUCCUUCUUCUAGCUCCCCCCCAACGACGUGACGUGUUCCUCGUGUUCUUCUUUUUGCCUUAUAGUACUUGGCUGGCUAGCUCUUGGUAAUGCUGCAUCCGAUCGAGAACCUAAUUGUAAAAAAAAGAUUUGAAAGUACUUUUGCCUUGUCUGCUGCUGCUGCUGCCGGGGAAAGAUUUGAUCAUUCACGGAGUGGCGUUUUUUGUUGGCUUGUAUAUGGAGAACUGGUAUAAAUGAUGAUAUGUUUGCUAAGAACUUGCAAGCAUUCAGAGAUGUGGGAUUCUGUGACUGCAAAAUGCUACUCACUUGUUCCUAAA